Salmo salar (Atlantic salmon) is the source of this 2267-nucleotide messenger RNA. The record is from RefSeq and is a predicted model, not a curated record. NCBI's taxonomy places the organism in Eukaryota, Metazoa, Chordata, Actinopteri, Salmoniformes, Salmonidae.
AAGAGCAUGUUGUAAGUUACUGAAGAUUCUGUACAUUACGAGACAGAGGAGAUUACCGGAGCCAUCAUCUGAUUCAAAGGACCUAUACCACUGGAUCAGCUGCUUCCCAUUUGAGGAAGACCAAGAGGUGGACACUGUCAUUCUUGAAGGCUCGAUAGCCUGUCAAAGAUAUCAGACACAGCUGAAAUGUAAAGCACGGAAGAUCCCAGAGGGUGCAUGGAAACAAAGCUGUAGUCUCCUAUCAGAGAGAUGUAGAAAUGAGGGGACUUUCUCUUACACCCCUCUUGUGUUAGAUACAGAUGUGCAUUCAUCUGACUCUAAAAUUAAAAUGAAGAAUAAAAGAUGCAAGAAAGUUCGUCGUAAAAAGCUAAAGAGCUUCAUCCCCAUGGCCAAACAGGAAACAUCCCCUGCCGAGCUGCUUAAAACACAUGAGAAAAAAAUCCUCCUGAUUGGAAAACCUGGAAUUGGAAAAACAACAGUCACCCAUCAAAUGUUGAACCUCUGGGCAGAGAAAGAUCACAGAGAACUAGAUUACAUGUUCUAUUUUGAGGUGAGAGACAUUUCACACAGAAAACCCAUGAGCCUGGAGGAUCUUCUCUUUAACAUGUACAGUGAGCCAAAAGAAAGCAAAGAAGAAGUGUUACAGGAUAUUAAGAAUAACUCUGAAAACGUUGUCAUCAUAUUUGAUGGAAUCACAGACACAGACCUCUCCUCUCUGUCGGUGGUAAAGAACCUUGUGGAGAACCUCCUCCCGGAUGCAAAGAUUGUGACCACAUGCAGACCAGAUCAAUCUGAAGACUUCCUGACAGACUGGCCCGUAGACUGGUUCAGAGUGGAGGUGAAAGGGUUCAGUGAUGAAUCCAUUAGGACUUACUUAACACAGAUGCUGAGUGCUGAGCUUGACUCCUUGAGCAGUGUGUUAAACAACCUAGAGUUGUUCAGUCUGUGUCAUGUCCCAAUGUACGCACUGAUGGUGGUUACCUGCAUUUAUUUCCCUACCUCAGAGGCUUCUAAACAGACAUGCACUAUAACUGGAAUGUACAGCAACAUCCUCCGUCACUGCAUCCAAAAACACAGUGGCAAACGACGUAAGGAUAUCAACAAUUGUCUCAAAGAAAACAGAGAGAAAAUAUUGUCUUUGGCAGAAAUUGCUUUUAAUGCAACAAAUGAAAAAAACAUGAACUUGACAACACUGAGUUGUGAAGAAAGCAGUAUCCAUUUUGCAUUCUUGGGGGCAUUUAUGGUUAAGGUUGCACCCACAGCAUCAGACACUUACUCUGCAUUUCUCCACUACACAAUGCAGGAGUUCUUUGCUGCCCUUUGGCUCUUACAGAAUCCAGACAAAAUCAGAGAGGUUCUAGAGAAGUGCCAGACUGAAGAAUGGAAACACACAAAACACUUGAUUCCUUUCCUGUGUGGGCUUCUGAAUGAGAAGAAUAUUAGAUUGGUAAACAGUCUAGUUCCAGCUCAACAGAUCAAGAAGACAUCAGAUUGGUUCUUCAAGGAAAUGGUGAACACAUUUCUUCCAUCUCAAACAAACCAAGAUCAUGCAGAAGGUGGGGCUCCUGAGUCUGAGAUAGAUCUUCUGUUUUUGUGUCAGUGCUUGUAUGAAUAUCAGUCUACUGAGGCCUGUCUGCUUCUCCUGGACAAACUGGACUAUCAUCUAGACCUGAGUAGAGAACAUCUUGAUCCUCACCAGUGCUGUACAGUCUCUUAUGUCACCAGUCAGUCUGCAGAGAGAAAGGUUGGCUUGGACCUGAACGGCUGCACUGUGUCAGACCAAGGAGUAAGGUUGAUACUGGGCUCUCUGAAGAAUGUCAGACAUCUUGGGUAAGGUUAUUAUCUGUGUUCAAACUAACCUAGUCAAAUAAAGAUUGGUAAUCACCAUUCAUGCAACUACUUUAAUUCCUUGUUUGUCACAUCUGUAUCAGAGCUGAUACCAUUUGAGGUCAGGAUACAUCUCUCUGUAAAUGUAAAAACUGUCUCAAGACUUUUCCCUACUGAUUAAAUCAACCCCAUAUCCCUGCAAAUAAGUUAUCUUGAGGAAUGCAACAUUCACUGGUAUUAUCAGCCAUUUUACUGAGUUAGUUGUCAAGAUGACAAAAUGCUCAUGCUACUUCCGAAAAUGUAUGAUUUGAAUGUCACGACUUCUGCCGAAGUCGAUACCUCUCCUUGUUCGGGCGGUGUUCGGCGGUCGAAGUCGAUGCCUCUCCUUGUUCGGGCGGUGUUCGGCGGUCGAAGUCGAUGCCUCUCCUUGUUCGGGCGGU